AUGCCCGUCACCAGUUUUUCGACUCCUGACAAGUAUUCUUACUUGAACGGCUUCGAUUCAUUCCACGAAUCGGAGUCCAUUCAAGGUGCUCUUCCAAUCGGUGCCAAUUCUCCCCAGAAAGUACCCUACGGUCUGUACGCCGAGAAACUCUCCGGCACAGCAUUCACGGCUCCACGUCAUGAAAACAAGCAAACUUGGCUAUACCGGGUUCUUCCUUCAGCAUCACACUCAACAUACAAGCGCUUCAAGGAUGCAGCGCCUUCCCUCAAAGCAAAGCUGAACUAUGUUCCGCAGCAGUUACGAUGGGAUCCUUUCGACAUUGAUGAGAAUGUCGAUUGGGUGCGUGGCUUGAACCGAGUUUCCGGCGCAGGAGAUCCUACUCUCAAGACUGGUAUUGGAAUUUAUAUCUUUUCAGCUGGUCGAGAUAUGGAUGAGAAAACAGCCAUGUAUUCCUCCGACGGAGAAAUGCUUAUCGUUGCGCAACAUGGUGUGUUGGAUAUCCAGACGGAACUGGGACGUUUGCUUGUUCGUCCCAAUGAAAUCGCUGUCAUUCCUCGUGGUAUUCGAUACCGCGUAACACUUCCGUCUGGCCCUGUCAGAGGCUAUAUCCUCGAGCUGUAUCAGGGCCAUUUCCAGUUGCCUGAGCUGGGACCUAUAGGAUCGAAUUGUCUUGCUAAUCCUAGGGAUUUCCAAAUUCCAGUUGCGGAUUUUGAUGAGGAUACCAAGUCCAAGUGGACGAUUCUAAAUAAGUUCAACAAUGAUAUCUUCGUGGCGGAACAGGGACAUACGCCAUUUGAUGUGGUUGCCUGGCAUGGAAAUGUAUCUUUCGACCACCCCGACCCAUCAAUCUACACAGUCCUAACAGGCCCAUCCGACCACCCCGGCACCGCCGUAGCCGACUUCGUCAUCUUCCCACCGCGCUGGCUCGUCCAAGAAGACACCUUCCGGCCACCAUGGUACCAUCGCAACACCAUGUCUGAAUUCAUGGGUUUAAUCUGCGGACAAUACGAUGCCAAGACAGGUGGCGGGUUCCAGCCUGCUGGAGCUAGUCUGCAUAAUGUCAUGACGGCGCAUGGACCGGAUGCUGACACGUUUGAGAAGGCGAGCAAUGCAGAAUUGAAGCCUAUGAAGGUUGGGGAGGGGAGCAAGACUGACUUGACUUCGGAAUCAAUGGAAUCAAUGUCAGCGAUGGGCGAGAAUGAUUCUUGGUUCAAACAGACAUCGAUCAUGGAAGUCACAUCUCCCGCACCGACGGACAAUGAGAAGCAGUUGGGGCACACCAAUCCCAACAGCCAGACUCUGGAGAGUCUUGGCUAUGCGCAGGAAGUAAAACGCAGGUUCUCUCUCAUGGCGAUGGUAGCUACGUGUGUUAACCUGAUGUGCACAUGGGAAGCCCUAUCCAGUACUCUCGCUGCUGGCCUGGUCAGCGGUGGACCUGUGGCUCUUGUGUACGGGUCUAUCGCCGCCUUUGCUGGGUCCAUCUGCGGCGCCAUGUCCCUUGCAGAACUGGCAUCCAGCUUUCCUACAGCCGGUGGACAAUACCACUUUGUCGCCAAAUUGAGCCCACGAGCUACACGACCGUUGACAAGUUGGUUCGCCGGAUACAUUUCAACUCUAGGUUGGAUCUCCCUCGCAGGCAGCGCUCCCUUCCUAGCUGGAACCCAGAUCCAGGGCCUCAUAGUCCUCAACAACCCCGACUACGUCUUCGAACGGUGGCAUGGAACAAUGCUCUUCUGGGCCAUUCUCAUCGGUGCAGCUGCUAUCUGCAUCCUCUGCAGCAACGCCCUCCCUCUCAUCGAAAAACUCACACUGGUCAUCCACGUCGGCUUCUUCUUCAUCAUCAUAGUAACAAUGGCCGUCGUAUCUCCCAGCAAGCACACUGCCGAAUUCGUCUUUACAAAAUUCGAGAAUAAUUCUGGCUGGGAUAACGACGCUGUUGCGUGGAGUAUCGGUCUUCUUAGCUCGUGCUACGUUCUUAUCGGGUACGAUGGAGCGACUCAUCUAAGUGAGGAAAUGGAUAAGGCCGAGACUGGUGUUCCAAGAGCUAUGGUCGGUUCUAUUCUCAUAAAUUGGCCACUUGGCCUUGCGUUUCUUCUUGUCGUCUUGUUUUUCAUGGGCGAUGUUAAUUCCGCGUUGAACACACCUACGGGCUUUCCUAUCAUUCAGAUCUUUUAUAACAUGACGGGAAGUGUUACAGCGGCUACUUGCUUGGCUGGUGCUAUUACUGCUAUGGCGGCUUUGUCGACUGUCCCACUUAUCACGUCGGCAGCUCGUAUUAUGUGGGCUUUUGCCAGAGAUGGAGGACUACCCUUUUCGCAAUACAUCGCCAAGGUUGACAAACGGCGCGAGAUUCCUACUAUUUCCAUCAUGGUCGUCACAUUCCUUCUCAUUCUACUUGGUCUCAUCAACAUCGGCUCUACAACAGCCUUCAACGCGAUCCUCUCGCUCGCCGUCGUCAGUCUGCAGAUCUCGUACCUCGUGCCUAUCAUUCUCCUGAUAUGGCGUCGUUUCUGUCGACCCGAGACAUUGACUUGGGGACCGUGGCGUUUGGGCAAGGCUGGUCUUUACAUCAACGUUGUGGCGGUCAUCUACUUGACUUUCACUUCCAUCUUCCUCCUCUUUCCUCCUUAUAGACCUGUUACUGCGGCAAACAUGAAUUAUGCUUCGGUGGUUCUCGGUGGAGCGCUUUUGUUCGGUUGUGUUUAUUGGCCGUUCAAGGCGAGGAGGCGAUACAUCGGGCCUUUGACUGGCACCGAAGUACUGGAAGGGAGGCUCAACUAG
This is a messenger RNA of Fusarium coffeatum, 2781 nucleotides long. RefSeq lists its product as uncharacterized. Gene Ontology annotation, molecular function: transmembrane transporter activity; homogentisate 1,2-dioxygenase activity. Bases 1 to 2781 code for a protein of 926 amino acids. Gene Ontology annotation, biological process: L-phenylalanine catabolic process; transmembrane transport. The record is from RefSeq and is a predicted model, not a curated record. Lineage: Eukaryota; Fungi; Ascomycota; Sordariomycetes; Hypocreales; Nectriaceae. The transcript is spliced from 8 exons. Gene Ontology annotation, cellular component: cytoplasm; membrane.